Molecule: messenger RNA, 2040 nt
Organism: Odobenus rosmarus divergens (Pacific walrus)
Lineage: Eukaryota; Metazoa; Chordata; Mammalia; Carnivora; Odobenidae
Gene: PRC1
Product: protein regulator of cytokinesis 1
Exons: 13
Coding region: 84-1661 (525 amino acids)
Biological process (GO): microtubule cytoskeleton organization; mitotic spindle midzone assembly
Cellular component (GO): cytoplasm; mitotic spindle midzone; spindle
Molecular function (GO): microtubule binding
Source: RefSeq, a predicted model, not a curated record
CGGUACUUGUGGGAGGUUGCUGCGCCCAGCCCCGCGCGGAGGAGGUCUGGGGCCUCGACGGCCGGCUGCUUGGAGCGUCCGCCAUGAGGAGAAGUGAGGUGCUGGCAGAGGAGUCGAUAGUAUGUCUCCAGAAAGCUCUGAAUCACCUUCGGGAAAUCUGGGAAUUAAUUGGGAUUCCAGAGGACCAGCGGUUACAAAGAACUGAGGUUGUAAAGAAGCAUAUCAAGGAAGAAGGAGAGACGACCAUCUUGCAGCUAGAAAAGGAUUUGCGCACUCAGGUAGAGCUGAUGCGAAAACAGAAGAAGGAACGAAAACAGGAGCUCAGACUACUUCAAGAACAAGAUCAAGAGCUGUGUGAGGUUCUUUGCAUGGCCCACUAUGACAUCGACAGCACCUCAGUUCCCAGCUUAGAAGAGCUGAGCCAAUUUAGACAGCACGUGGCCUCGCUGAGGGAAACAAAGGCGUCUAGACAUGAGGAGUUUGUCAACAUAAAGAGACAGAUCAUCCUGUGUAUGGAGGAAUUAGAUCACACCCCAGACACAAGCUUUGAAAGAGAUGUGGUGUGUGAAGAUGAAGAUGCCUUUUGUUUAUCUCUGGAGAAUAUUGCAACACUACAAAAGCUGCUUCGGCAGCUGGAAAUGCGAAAAUCACAAAAUGAAGCAGUGUGUGAGGGUCUGCGAGCUCAGAUCCGAGAGCUCUGGGACAGGUUGCAGAUACCUGAAGAAGAGAGAGAAGCUGUGGCCACGGUUAUGACCGGGUCAAAGGCCAAGGUCAGGAAAGCGCUGCAAUUGGAAGUGGAUCGGUUGGAAGAACUGAAGAUGCAAAACAUGAAGAAAGUGAUCGAGGCAAUUCGAGUGGAGCUGGCUCAGUACUGGGACCAGUGUUUCUACAGCCAGGAGCAGAGACAGGCUUUUGCCCCCUACUAUGCGGAGGACUACACGGAAAAUCUGCUCCAGCUCCAUGAUGCUGAGAUCGUGCGGUUAAGAAACUACUAUGAGGUUCACAAAGAACUCUUUGAAGGUGUCCAGAAGUGGGAAGAAAGCUGGAGACUUUUCUUGGAGUUUGAGAGAAAAGCUUCAGAUCCAAGUCGAUUUACAAACCGUGGAGGAAAUCUUCUAAAAGAAGAAAAGCAACGAGCCAAACUUCAAAAAACACUCCCCAAGUUGGAAGAGGAGUUGAAGGCACGGAUUGAAAUGUGGGAACAGGAGCAUUCGAAGGCAUUUGUGGUGAAUGGGCAGAAAUUCAUGGAGUAUGUGAUGGAGCAAUGGGAGAUGCAUCGACUGGAGAAGGAGCGAGCCAAGCAAGAAAGACAACUCAAGAACAAGAAGCAGACAGAGACAGAGAUGCUCUAUGGCAGUGCUCCCCGAACCCCCAACAAGCGGCGAGGACUGGCCCCCAACACACCAGGCAAAGUGCGCAAGCUGAACACUACCACCAUGUCCAACGCUACGGCCAACAGCAGCAUUCGGCCGGUCUUCGGGGGGACAGUCUACCGUUCGCCCGUGUCUCGACUCCCACCUUCUGGCAGCAAGCCAGUCACCACUUCCACUUGUUCGGGGAAAAAAACACCCCGUGCUGGGAGGCAUGGAGCCAACAAGGAGAACCUGGAGCUCAAUGGCAGCAUCCUGAGCGCGAGAACUUUCAAAGGCUUCCAAAUCUGAUGCUACUUCUCGAAUCCUCAAUUCGACCAACAUCCAGUCCUGAGAAGCCCUGAUCAGUCAGCUGCUGUGGCUUCCUGUGCUUAGACUAGAUCUGAUUAUACAGGGGGGGAAUCUUUCUUGAGGGUAGGUGUGCUUGAAAAUCUGGUUCCACUGCCACGGGCCUCACGACAGAAGUGAAUGAGAGGCACAGAUGAAAAUCCAUCAGAGGUUUAGUGGGUCUUCAACAACCUGAUUUUGUUUUGACCCAAGAAAUACAUUAAGACUUAGUUGAUAGCGGUAAGUGCAAAUUUUAGUGGAUGGAACCUGAUUUCUUUGCCCCAUAAUUCUACUUGCUGAAGCACGAUCAAGGGCUUGUUGUAUGUCACCGUUGUGUAGGAAA